AUGGAUGAUCUAGUUCGGGAGAUGGCCGAAUGCUACAGGGACACAACGUCAAAUAGUAUUAAGGAUUACGGGGCGGUCUUGGAGGGGAUCGAAGAAGCAUUGGAUACAUUCUGGGAUAUGUGUUUAGUGUUUGAUGUUAACGAAACGGCGGAUCAAGAGGAUUCAAGUCGCGAAGCCAUCGAAAAGAUCCACAGAAAGCUUGUCUCAACUGUGCAUUUUUUCGCCAUGAAGUUGGAAGGGCUGGAAAGCUUCGUUGCUACGACUCAAAGCAGGCUGAAGGUUCAGCGAAAGAUGAUAAAAACGAUUCUCUCUCAAAAAAACAUGAAGCUGGUUGAAAAACUGGCUGCAGAACGACGCAAUGGAGGCUUCGUCGAAAAGAACUGGAACCAAACUCCGGGGGCAAAAUUAACGACAGUGUUCGGACCUAGCUAUCUUCCUAUGUUCGUCUUUGUUGGUGUUCUCUCUUUUGGUUUCCUGGCUAUUAAAUUAGUCAAUUUCUUGUUGAAUCAGCUCCUAUCCGUGCCUAUUAAGUUGAGGGGUCGAGGAGACCCUGAAGGGCAAUAUGAGAGCCCACGCAUGCGGCGAGCAGACGUCAUUGUAUAUAUUUUGGCUCUCGUCCCAAUGGCGGUAUUCGUCACUCUUCUGUAUAAAUCUGGGAAGAGAAAGGGAGCUGCGAUCAAGGAAUGGGACCUGGAGAAGUUGCAAGACGGGAGCAAGGAAGGGUCUCUCCCAACCAAUGGCGAAUUACAAUAA
Messenger RNA from Clonostachys solani, 753 nucleotides. The record is from the annotation of a GenBank genome assembly. NCBI's taxonomy places the organism in Eukaryota, Fungi, Ascomycota, Sordariomycetes, Hypocreales, Bionectriaceae.